AUGGCUACAAGAUUUUUUGUAACAAAGUUUCAUUUACAUCUACCACCAAAUAUUUCUUAUCAUGAAACACCUACUAUUCUUGGUAAUGUGCCCGAACUUGGCACUCAGAAAGACCCAAUCAUCAAGCUUCAUCAAGAAUCCACAACAUACUGGGUGUCAGAAGAAAUUAAAUUUCCUGUCAGUUAUGUUGAAGACAACAUUCAAAUCAGAUACAAAUAUGCAUUAAUUGGCAAAUCAUUGUUAUCAAGAAGAAGUGUUGAAUUUGAGGGUUUGGAUGAAACAGAUGAUCAAAUUCUAGAAAAUUUUACUGAAAACCAAUUUGAUGUUUGGCAUACUAGCAAUUCACAUAAAUUUUAUGAGGGAUUUAGAGAUUUUAGUUUCAUUAAAGUUAUACAUGGAUCUGUAACACAAGAAAAUUUUAAAAAUCAAGUAAUGGAAUAUCAAAAACUACUAAAAAAAUAUCGUGAAUUGACUGUCACUUUUACUACAAUUGACUUUAUUAAGGAGUGUAUGCCAAUUAGUAAAGAAAGAGAAAAGAAACUUUUCUUGUGUGUUUUGCUUGGUUAUUUUAUUAAUGAGCGAAAAAACACUUCAAAGUUCAAUUUUUAUGAGUUGCCUAAUGACUUUGACUCAAGCACAUUAAUUGAUUCUUUGACAACUGUAUAUGAUAAUACUUUUCCAUCAAACACUAAUGAUAUUAUAAAACAAGCAGUUAAUCUUUUAAUCAGACAUAAUUUUAUCAAUGGUUCAUUUGAAUGGUUGAAAAUAUUUUCUGUUGCUGAUGUUAUUGAUCCAAAACAUGGCUUUCUUGAUGUUCUUGAUGGAAAAUAUAAAUCAAGAGGUAUGGAGUUGUUUAUUAAAAAUGUUGAGGAACAUGUCAAACCAUAUAUUGAUAAUAUCGAGGAUAUAGAUAUUUAUGUGAAAAUAGCUGAGGUAAUUAUUAUUAAAUUUUUUUUUAAUAUAUAA
Messenger RNA from Entrophospora sp. SA101, 966 nucleotides. The record is from the annotation of a GenBank genome assembly. Lineage: Eukaryota; Fungi; Glomeromycota; Glomeromycetes; Entrophosporales; Entrophosporaceae.